Molecule: messenger RNA, 765 nt
Organism: Sordaria macrospora k-hell
Lineage: Eukaryota; Fungi; Ascomycota; Sordariomycetes; Sordariales; Sordariaceae
Source: RefSeq, a predicted model, not a curated record
AUGAAGUUCAGCAGCGCUCUCGCCUUCAUGGCUGCGGCCGGAGCUCAGGCUCACUAUACUUUCCCCAAAGGCUACUCCACCGGCGCCGUCUCCGGCGAAUGGGAGCACAUCCGGACCACCGAGAACCGGUACUCCCACGGCCCCGUGCAAGACGUCACCUCGCAAGCCAUGACCUGCUACGAGCUCAACCCCGGCCAGGGAGCGCCCAAGACUCUGUCCGUGGCCGCCGGAUCCAACUACACCUUCACCGUCGACACCUCCAUCGGCCAUCCCGGUCCUUUGCACUUCUACAUGGCCAAGGUCCCCGCGGGCAAUACGGCUGCCAACUUUGACGGCAAGGGCGCGGUUUGGUUCAAGAUCUACCAGGACGGACCGAGUGGCUUGGGGACGAACAGUCUUAAGUGGCCUAGUGAUGGCAAAACCGAAGUCUCCGUCCGCCUCCCCUCCUGCCUUGCCUCUGGCGAAUACCUCCUUCGUGUGGAGCACAUCGCUCUGCAUUCUGCGAGCAGCGUUGGUGGCGCUCAGCUGUACAUUGCGUGCGCUCAGCUCAACGUCACCGGCGGCUCGGGAACGCUCAACACCAGCGGCAAGCUGGUCUCCUUCCCUGGUGCCUACAAGGCGACCGACCCCGGCAUUCUGUUCCAGCUUUAUUGGCCUCUUCCUACUAGCUACAUCAACCCGGGCCCGGCGGUUGCUGCUUGCAGGCGGAAGGAAGGCUCGCGAAAAAUUGGGAUAAUGGGGAGAUGGCGGGGGGAUAGAGGCUGA